Molecule: messenger RNA, 2816 nt
Organism: Drosophila novamexicana
Lineage: Eukaryota; Metazoa; Arthropoda; Insecta; Diptera; Drosophilidae
Gene: rho-4
Product: protein rhomboid
Exons: 4
Coding region: 327-1589 (420 amino acids)
Cellular component (GO): membrane
Molecular function (GO): serine-type endopeptidase activity; calcium ion binding
Source: RefSeq, a predicted model, not a curated record
ACGCGUUUAGCUUGGUUAGUGCGGUACCUUUGACUCCUAUUUGUUUUAUUUUUUUUAAGUAUUUUUGUUGUUUGUGUGAUUUCAAACUGCAUUUCAUUUCGCCUGUGGUUGUGAGUGCCUGACAGUUUUUAUGGCCAACUAAUAAUCUUAUCGCAAGCAUGAGUCGAAGCACAAGUUAUUACUAAGUGUCAUCGCCGCGUUACAAUUGGCCUUAACAUUGAAAUAGCACCAUAAGCACAAGAGAGUAACAACAAACCGAGCCACAAGCAAAAUAAAACAAACGAAUUUUCCCCCCCGUCCCACUGUUCCGCGAAGUGACAGAGAGAAUGCCUGUAAAAUCGGUAUCGCGCCAGCAGAGCCAAACGCCCGCCCAGCAGCUGCAGCAGCAACACCAACGGGAUGUUGAAAAUGGGAUUUAUCCAAAUAUACCGCCCGAGCGACGAUCGCCAUCACGUCCAGUGCGGCCGCCAACGCUGCGUCAGGACACCAUUGAUAUGGAGGAGAUACCACUUAAUCACUCCAAUUCAGUGCAGGAGCCAGAGGAUCGUCGAAAAAUGCGCGAAAUAUUCGACAAGCACGACUCGGACAGGGAUGGGCUUAUCAACACACACGAGCUGAAAGGUCUCAUAUCGGAUGGCUACUGCCGGGACAUACCGGCGUACAUUGCCGAGCAAAUACUGCACAGGAGCGACGUGGACAACAAUGGGCACCUGGACUUUGACGAGUUCUAUACCAUGUCGCUGCACCACAAAUGGAUGAUACGCAAUAUGCUGACCAGAUAUUGCCGGUAUGUGGUGCCACCGCCAAAGCCAUUGGAGGGCGAUGAGCCGGACGGUGCGUACGAAAAACAAAUGUCCAUCUGCCCGCCGCCGCUGACCAUGGUCAUCUUCUCGAUCAUCGAGAUCAUUAUGUUUCUGGUGGACGUCAUCUACUUUCAGGACGAUCCGAACCACAACCAGCGCCUGGGCGAGAGCACUAACGGACCAGCGGCGACGCUCUUCAUUUACAAUCCGUACAAGCGCUACGAGUCGUGGCGCUUUCUCAGCUAUAUGUUUGUGCACGUGGGCAUUAUGCACCUCAUGAUGAAUCUGAUCAUACAGAUUUUCCUUGGCAUUGCCCUGGAGCUGGUGCAUCACUGGUGGCGUGUGGCGCUCGUCUACUUGGCCGGCGUACUGGCCGGAUCAAUGGGCACCUCGCUGACCAGUCCACGAAUUUUUUUGGCAGGCGCCUCCGGCGGUGUAUAUGCCCUUAUCACUGCGCACAUUGCGACGAUCAUCAUGAACUACUCGGAAAUGGAGUACGCGAUUGUGCAGCUGCUUGCCUUCCUUGUGUUCUGCUUCACCGAUCUGGGCACGUCCGUGUACCGCCAUCUGACUGAUCAACAUGACCAAAUUGGAUACGUAGCCCAUUUGUCUGGGGCCGUUGCUGGCCUACUUGUUGGAAUUGGGGUGCUGCGCAAUCUGGAAGUGCGUCGCUGGGAGCGCAUACUCUGGUGGGUGGCUGUGCUCUUCUACUUUGCGCUCAUGACCACCGGCAUCAUUGUGCACAUCUUUGUGCCCGACUAUUUUCCCAAGCCCGAAUACAACUGAUCGCCAUUGCGAUCCGGACCAAUGACAAAUUAGCUUUAAGUCGCGCAUAGCCUUAGCCUCAGGUUGUCCAUGUACAUGUCCAAAGUGCACUUGAUGUAGGCCAUCUAUUGGCUUGAGCACGUGUAAUUUUUAGGCUUUAUUCUAUGCUAUUUUUCUACCAUCUUUGGGUUGUGGCAUAUAUUGAACAUCCUCAAGUAUCAUUUGCUGUGCAUCUUAGCCCCUCCUUACUCUCCCUAAUUUAUGCUUUAUAUACCGCAACAUAUGACCUUUAAUAACACUGCGCUACAAGAAAGGGCUUACUCUCGGAUCAGAACUAAUUCAGCCCAUUUCCCUCACGCAUCCUCUGGGCAGCUUUACUCGCAUCACCACGGAUUCGGCUUGUCAUGCUGAUCAGAAUGGCCCCGUUGGCUUACCACUUAGCAAUAUACAUUUUAUUUGGUUUGUCGGAAGGGGCGGCCGAUAAGUUUAUUCAUUUCCUAUUACUCAUUACCCAAACUAAUUCAAUCAUAUUAUCCUUGCAUUUGCUCUCGACUUGUUCAGCCAAAACAUAAUUACCCUGCAUUUAUGCGACUAAGUAAACUUAAAUAUACUAGAUUUUUAAGGUUCUUUAUAUAUAUAUAUAUAAACAAUGGAUCAUUUAUUGUUCUAUACAAAUAUUGCUAUAUAUAUGGCACACUCUGUGCCUAAGGGCUUAAAAGGGCAUGGCUCUCUUGCUUCCGAGAAAGUUAACAUACAUUAAUCACAAUUUGGAUUUUUCUCACACCGUUCAAUCAAUUAAUACUUGUGAGUCCCAAAAAGUCGAACGGUUCAGAAAUAAUGCCUGUCCAUUCCCAAUUGCCAGGAUAAACGUGUUCAUGCUGUCACUCAUUUGACACGAUGACUAGUUACUUAAAAACAUAAAUGUAUAUAUAUUUUAUAUUUAUAACACAUUUGUAUUACUCUAUACACAUAUUUAUUUUUGUAACAUUUAUAUUGCACAUAUAUGUGUACUGCACACUGUGAAAGCCCACUUUGCCAGGACCUCUCCAUGUACACAACUAAUAUACUUACGCACAAAAUACAAAAUACCCACACGCCCGAUUAAACAAUCUAAAAAGAUCAUGAUUGUCAAGUAUUUUAAAAUAGUUGUGCAUUUCACAAAACUUAUACAAUGCGUAAUCUUAAUUCUUCAUUUGUACAAAAACAAAAUAUGUACACAUAAAUUACGCAAAUUCAGUAAUAAAAAUA